This is a messenger RNA of Closterium sp. NIES-65, 501 nucleotides long. The record is from the annotation of a GenBank genome assembly. NCBI's taxonomy places the organism in Eukaryota, Viridiplantae, Streptophyta, Zygnematophyceae, Desmidiales, Closteriaceae.
AUGGCAGUCCUGGCCGAGCUGGGGCGUCCCGGUAGCCAGUGGGACGGGGCACCGCCAUCACAAGCAGUGGUGGAGGAUAGGCUUGCCGAUUGCGACCACCCUAUUCGCGACAAUGUGCCAGACACAGUGUCGGACGAGAAGGUCGGCACUGGCAUGCUUGCCGCGACGUCGUUCGGGUGGGUGGCCAAGCAGGUUGACCUGCUGACGGGCGAGAAGGGUCGUGGUGCGGUGAGACUCGAGAACAUCAAGACAAAGGGACUAAAAUCGUUGCGAGACAGCAUGGUGGAGUACACCUGCAAGCGCAUCGCCGAAAAACGCUCUGCGGUGCCGACAUCACAACCCCCCGACAGUGUGAUUGAUGACGACGGCGCGGAAAGACAGACGGCGCCCCAAUCAGCAGUUGCCGCCCAGCAUCAGGGGAACGCGAAGGUGUCCGCGGAAGGAGGAAACGGUGGUGGAGGAGGCAAAGCUGCGACAGGUGGAGGAAGGAAGGAAGUGUGA